This is a messenger RNA of Helianthus annuus (common sunflower), 447 nucleotides long. RefSeq names its product chitinase CLP-like. Lineage: Eukaryota; Viridiplantae; Streptophyta; Magnoliopsida; Asterales; Asteraceae. The transcript has a single exon. The coding region runs from base 1 to 447 and encodes 148 amino acids. Gene Ontology annotation, molecular function: aspartic-type endopeptidase activity. Gene Ontology annotation, biological process: proteolysis. The record is from RefSeq and is a predicted model, not a curated record.
AUGAGUAGUAUCGUUACGUACACAACUCUCAGAACUGAUAUCUAUGAAGCGUUGGUUGCAAGUGUUUCAAACGCUACAGCUGGCAUUCCUCAAGUACCCGCGGUUGAACCGUUUGGUUUGUGUUUUAAAGAUGGUGCGUUUGGGUCUGGUAGUUUUCUGAAUAUUGAUCUUGAGAUGGAAAGUGAGAACAUAUGGAGUGUUUCUGUAGAAAAUUCGAUAAAGCGGGUAGGGAAUGGCGCAGCGUGUCUUGCGUUUGUGGAUGGUGGUUCGAAAGUGACGGAUCCGAUAGUGAUUGGGACGUUUCAGAUGGAGAAUAAUUUCUUGUACUUUGAUCUCGAGAAUCAAAAGUUGGGGUUUAGCUCUUCUUUGUUGUCUCGAGGAACCUCUUGUAGCAACUUCAACUUCAACGUGGUUGAAAGCUAUACGUACCAAAUGUCUUCAGAAUAA